Molecule: messenger RNA, 2031 nt
Organism: Paramormyrops kingsleyae
Lineage: Eukaryota; Metazoa; Chordata; Actinopteri; Osteoglossiformes; Mormyridae
Gene: dcaf7
Product: ddb1 and cul4 associated factor 7
Molecular function (GO): protein binding
Source: RefSeq, a predicted model, not a curated record
UUUUUUGUUGUUGUUGAAUCUUGUUUGAUCAUACACUUGCUUUACAUGUCUGUCGUACCUACGGUACCAUAUUCAUGCUUGGGGGUUUUCCCUAUUCAACCCUCAUAGUUUAAUCGACCGGAUCUAUUUAAACAGCUAAUGAAAAAAAGAACCGUGCGUCGAUAAAACAUUAACCUGGAGCUUCUUCGACUGAGUACGGAGACGCUGGUCGAGCUUCCCGGCUACUCCCAGCAUGUCGCUCCACGGGAAGAGAAAGGAGAUCUACAAGUACGAGGCGCCAUGGACGGUGUACGCCAUGAAUUGGAGCGUCCGGCCGGACAAGCGCUUCCGUUUGGCGCUGGGCAGCUUCGUGGAGGAGUACAACAACAAGGUGCAGCUGGUGGGCUUGGAGGAGGAGAGCUCAGAGUUCGUCUGCAGGAACACGUUUGACCACCCCUACCCCACCACAAAGAUUAUGUGGAUCCCAGACACCAAGGGAGUGUACCCGGAUCUCUUGGCUACCAGUGGUGACUACCUGCGAAUCUGGAGGGUGAGUGACACAGAGACCCGUCUGGAGUGCCUGCUCAAUAACAACAAGAACUCUGACUUUUGUGCACCACUCACAUCCUUUGACUGGAAUGAGGUUGACCCCAACCUUCUGGGCACUUCAAGUAUUGACACUACCUGCACUAUCUGGGGGCUGGAAACUGGUCAAGUGUUGGGCCGAGUUAAUCUGGUGUCUGGUCAUGUGAAGACUCAGCUAAUUGCCCAUGACAAGGAGGUGUAUGACAUUGCCUUCAGCCGGGCAGGCGGUGGCAGGGAUAUGUUUGCUUCAGUGGGGGCGGACGGCUCAGUGCGUAUGUUUGACCUGAGACACCUUGAGCACAGCACCAUCAUUUAUGAGGACCCCCAGCAUCACCCCCUGCUGCGCCUCUGUUGGAACAAGCAGGACCCCAACUACCUGGCCACCAUGGCCAUGGAUGGUAUGGAGGUGGUAAUUUUGGAUGUACGGGUCCCCUGCACUCCCGUCGCGCGACUCAACAACCACCGCGCCUGCGUGAAUGGCAUCGCAUGGGCGCCGCACUCCUCCUGUCACAUCUGCACAGCAGCUGAUGACCAUCAGGCCUUGAUCUGGGAUAUCCAGCAAAUGCCGAGGGCUAUCGAGGAUCCUAUCCUGGCCUACACUGCCGAAGGGGAAAUUAACAAUGUGCAGUGGGCCUCCACACAGCCUGACUGGAUCGCCAUCUGCUACAACAACUGCCUGGAGAUCUUAAGGGUCUAGCUGUUGACAUGGAUUGUAUGAGGUGGAGGUGGUGCAGCCAGGAUGGUUAUGUAAAGACAGGUGCUUAGACUUUGGCUGUUGUAUUGAAUAGAUGUGUGAGAUUUUUGUUGAGUUCUGCAUGAGUAGAUCAAUUUCUUGCACAACUCUCACUGGAAAGCACUGUUUUUAGUAAUGGGCUCAGAAAGGUUUUAUUUUUGCUGUAAAUAUUUAUGUUAAUAUUUAAUAUUUUAUUGUAUAUCAAUGUUUGCUUGUCUUAAGUAACUCAAUCUGAGUUGAAAAUUCAAAGGCUGACUAGCCUUCUCUCUGCAGUCCUGUUUUUUUUCUUUACGACUUCUCCAGGUACAGUGGAAUAUAAUAUUCACCCAGCUCCUUUAUUUAAAUUUACACAAACUGUGAAAUAGUUCAGUCUCAAAGAUUUGUGAGGUAAGUGUGUAGAACAAUCUGCAUUCUGUGUAAGCUCCAUAUUGUCUGUUAGUUCAUAAUGAGGAUCUUUUUUCCACUUUCCGGUGUGAUGUCAACAUAUGAGCCAGUAGCUUGCAUGCUGGCGUGACACAAACAAAAGGUGGUUUUCUCAGCUAUCAGUCGGAGUCUGAAUGUCAUGAACCUAUUUCAGAGGUUUUUUCUUAAAUUUUUACUUCCAGUAUUUUUACUUCCAGUACUUCUCCAUGUCUGUUGCUUCGUUCUGCCCUAGUUGGACACUUAUACCACCGUUUAUUACUUUUUUGUUGUUCUUUCCAAUAAAACCACUUGGUCAAGUUGCCAAAAGCGAA